This is a messenger RNA of Cottoperca gobio, 1234 nucleotides long. RefSeq names its product superoxide dismutase 2, mitochondrial (gene sod2). The record is from RefSeq and is a predicted model, not a curated record. NCBI's taxonomy places the organism in Eukaryota, Metazoa, Chordata, Actinopteri, Perciformes, Bovichtidae. Gene Ontology annotation, biological process: superoxide metabolic process. Gene Ontology annotation, molecular function: superoxide dismutase activity; manganese ion binding. The coding region runs from base 121 to 810 and encodes 229 amino acids. Gene Ontology annotation, cellular component: mitochondrion. The transcript is spliced from 5 exons.
AACACCCCUACAGGACGAUAAUGGUACGGUCGGCUACGCCUGUCAAGUUGAAAUUGCACAUUUCAAGGGCAGUUAUACCAGUCUGUCUACUCAGUCCUGUCUACUCCUGAGAGCACUAUUAUGAACAUGCUGUGCAGAGUUGGCCAGAUACGCAGGUGUGCAGCCAGCCUCAGCCUCAGCCAAACUGUAAACCAGGUAGCUGCAUCAAGGCAGAAGCACACGCUCCCUGACUUGACCUAUGACUAUGGAUCCCUGGAGCCCCACAUCAAUGCAGAGAUAAUGCAGCUGCACCACAGCAAGCACCAUGCCACAUACGUCAACAACCUUAAUGUCACAGAGGAGAAAUAUCAGGAAGCACUUGCAAAGGGAGAUGUGACGGCACAGAUCGCUCUCCAGCCUGCUCUGAGGUUUAAUGGAGGAGGCCACAUUAACCACUCUAUCUUCUGGACAAACCUCUCUCCAAAUGGGGGCUGCGAGCCACAGGGGGAGCUGAUGGAGGCCAUUAAGCGGGACUUUGGCUCUUUCCAGAAGAUGAAGGAGAGGAUGUCUGCGGCUACAGUGGCAGUGCAGGGCUCGGGCUGGGGCUGGCUGGGUUUAGACAAGGAGAGUGGAAGACUUCGUAUCGCUGCCUGUGCGAACCAGGAUCCCCUGCACGGAACUACAGGUCUCAUCCCCCUCCUUGGUAUCGAUGUAUGGGAGCAUGCCUACUACCUUCAGUACAAAAAUGUGCGGCCGGACUAUGUCAAGGCUAUCUGGAAUGUCAUUAACUGGGAGAACGUGAGCGAGCGUCUCCAGACUGCCAAAAAGUAGAACCUAAUCCUCAAAGAUCCUCUAACUCAUUUCACGCUCGCCUGGACCUGGGUCAAAUGGUAGAUGCGAAUAAUGUUCAGUUUUAUGAUGCACUGAGACUUUCAGAUGAUCAGUAACAUCAAAGUUGAUUAAAUUAACUCUAAAAUAUUUCCUAUGUUUGUGCAGACUACCACCCUGCAUGAACACAGGUUGAAGCAAACGUAAAAAAUUAUUUGCAAGUGCUUUUUAUCUCAGGUCUGUUCCCGAUCUCUAUACUCCUUUUCAAGCGCACAAACCUUUUCACAUUGAAGCUGGCUAUUGUUAAUCCCACUGAAAUAUCGGCUGUCAUACAUGUAAACUCGGUGUCGGGCAACAAGAGUGCAACUGAGACGUUAUUGCAGUCUAUGUUUUUGAUGUAUUAUAAUAAAAUUAUAUUUCAAUUGUA